AUGAAUAAAGAUAAUUAUUAUAAAUGGGUCACAGAAAAAUUACUACCAAAUUUAAGUAAAAAUUCUGUUGUGGUAUUGGAUAAUGCGACUUAUCAUUGUCAUCAAUCUAACCGUGCUCCAAGCUCAAAUAGCUUAAAAAAAGACAUGGUAAAUUGGUUGACUGAAAAUAAUAUAAGUUUUAAUUCAACUAUGUUUAAACCACAACUUUACGAUAUAAUACGUAAACACAAACAAGUGCUUGUUAAAUAUUCUUUAGAUGGUAUAUUAAGUAAAGAAGGCCAUGAUAUUAUUAGACUACCACCGUAUCAUCCGGAUUUAAAUCCCAUUGAAAUGAUUUGGUCACAAGUAAAACAGUACAUUGCAAAACAAAAUCAUAAUGGUAGCAUCAAAAAAAUCGCAGAACUGUGUAAACAAAAAAUGGAAUCUAUGGGUGAUUCUGAGUGGGGAGCAGAUUGUGCAAACGUGAAAAAAUUAGAAGAAGAAAUGUGGAAAAAUGAAAGUUUUAUGGACAUCGAAAUGGAUAAAUUAACAGUAACGUACGGAGAUGAUACAACUAACGAUAGUGAUACAAGUACUGAAGAUGAAGACGAUGAUUUGGGUGUAGCACCACUACAGCCAUAA
Molecule: messenger RNA, 621 nt
Organism: Sipha flava (yellow sugarcane aphid)
Lineage: Eukaryota; Metazoa; Arthropoda; Insecta; Hemiptera; Aphididae
Exons: 1
Coding region: 1-621 (206 amino acids)
Molecular function (GO): nucleic acid binding
Source: RefSeq, a predicted model, not a curated record